CUGGUAAGCAUCGUUAAAGGAUAAUCUAGUGUCUGAAUUAUACUGGAGGUGUUAUUUUCUAACUCGAAGCCGAUUUGACUUUGGUCAGUAGAACCACAGAGAACAAAAAAAGGCAGAGGAAGAAGGUAGCUUUGUUUUUCAGGCUUUGGUCAUGGAGAAGAAGGCGGUGCAGGCAGCAGCCAAAGAGUUUCUGCAGUUUGUCAACAAAGGAGUAUCUCCAUAUCACGUGGUUGAAGAAUGCAAACGCAACCUGCUGGAGGCCGGCUUCUUGGAGCUGAAGGAGACGGAGCAGUGGGACAUCAAACCAGCCAGCAAGUAUUUUUUGACCAGGAACUUCUCCAGCCUCAUCGCCUUCGCCGUGGGCGGACAGUACCGGCCUGGAAAUGGCUUCUCCAUGAUCGGCGCCCACACCGACAGCCCCUGCCUCAGAGUGAAGCCGAGGUCUAAGAGGACCAAGCAGGGCUGCCUGCAGGUCGGAGUGGAGUGUUACGGUGGUGGCAUCUGGAACACCUGGUUCGACCGAGACCUGACCGUCGCCGGCCGCGUCAUGGUCAAGAGUGAUGGGAAGCUCCUCCACCGUCUGGUCCACGUGUCCCGGCCCCUGCUGAGGGUCCCCCACCUCGCCAUCCACCUGCAGCGCGACAUCAACGAUUCCUUUGGGCCCAACAAGGAGAACCACAUAGUUCCCAUCAUCGCCACAGCGGUUCAGGAGGAGCUGGAGACGGGCUCCUCUUCAUCUGGAGACGCUUCCUGUGCUGCGAACACGGCGGAGAAGCACCACCCGGCUCUGGUGAAGGUUCUGUGCUCGGAGCUCGGCGUUCAGCCGGACGCUCUUCUGGACUUUGAGCUGUGUCUGACCGACACGCAGCCGGCGGCUUUAGGAGGAGUUUACGAGGAGUUCAUCUAUUCUCCUCGUCUGGAUAACCUGCACAGCUGCUACUGCGCCCUGCAGGGGCUGAUCCAGUCGUGCGGCGGAGCCUCUCUGUCCGAGGAUCCAAACGUCAGAAUGAUCACCCUGUACGACAACGAGGAGGUGGGAUCCGAGAGCGCCCAGGGAGCGCAGUCCAACCUGACGGAGCUCAUCCUUAGCCGACUUGCCGCCUCCACCUCCAACCUCACCGCCUUCCAGCAGGCGGCGCCGCAGUCCUUCAUGAUCAGCGCAGACAUGGCUCACGCCGUGCACCCCAAUUACACGGAGAAGCACGAAGAGAACCACCGACCUGCUUUCCACAAGGGACCAGUGAUCAAGUUCAACAGCAACCAGCGCUACGCCACCACCGCCGUCACCGCCUGCGUGGUCCGAGAGGUAGCCAGCAGGGUCGGCGUGCCGCUGCAGGAUGUGAUGGUGCGUAACGACAGCCCCUGUGGGACCACCAUAGGACCCAUCCUGGCCGCCCGCCUGGGCAUCCCGGUGGUGGACAUCGGCGCCCCUCAGCUGUCCAUGCACUCCAUCAGGGAGAUGUGCUGCACCUCCAGCGUGCUGCAGAGCACCACGCUCUUCAAGGGCUUCUUUGAACAUUUUCCCAGCAUCAGGAGUUCGCUGGUCGUCGACUGAGGAACCUGCUGCUGCUGCUCACAUUUUCUCUGUUAAAUCUCAGAAACUCUGUUCCAACUGACAGAUUUAUGAAAUAAAGAUCUGAAUUCUU
Messenger RNA from Cyprinodon tularosa, 1646 nucleotides. It is a transcript of the gene dnpep, whose product is annotated as aspartyl aminopeptidase. Lineage: Eukaryota; Metazoa; Chordata; Actinopteri; Cyprinodontiformes; Cyprinodontidae. Gene Ontology annotation, molecular function: zinc ion binding; aminopeptidase activity. The transcript is spliced from 15 exons. The record is from RefSeq and is a predicted model, not a curated record. Gene Ontology annotation, biological process: proteolysis. The coding region runs from base 152 to 1555 and encodes 467 amino acids.